Molecule: messenger RNA, 1318 nt
Organism: Ornithodoros turicata
Lineage: Eukaryota; Metazoa; Arthropoda; Arachnida; Ixodida; Argasidae
Product: transcription factor Adf-1-like
Exons: 7
Coding region: 457-1302 (281 amino acids)
Biological process (GO): regulation of transcription by RNA polymerase II
Cellular component (GO): nucleus; transcription regulator complex
Source: RefSeq, a predicted model, not a curated record
ACCAAGCUUGCCUCUCUGUGCGUCCGCGGAAGCAUUGAUGAAUUAUCCGUAGUGCCCAAUUUGUCCUCCAUGUCCAGGUGGGGUACGCAAGGUGCGGGAGGUACCCUCACCUUUACGGAAGAAACUCCCCAGGAGCUUCGCGACGGAAGCGGCACUUCGUCCGCAUGGGUUCCGUGGUUAUCGUCGUACUGCUCGUUUUAAGGUGCGUUCCCACUACCGGGCGGGAGUGCGGAACGGCGCCCACAACGGCAGAAACGGCACUUGAGUGCCACCGGACAGCCGCUUUCCGGCGUCGUGCAAGCAGUCGGUCCCUGCGCGACUGACACUGUCCGCCGGGAGGUCACUGACCAAUCACAGUAAAGGCGAGGAGGACGCCGUUUCCCCUUCCGCUCGAAACCGUGUUUCCGUGUUGUCUGAUGUCGCGGCGCACGUGGUUUUUCCACGCUUGCUGUAGCUAUGGACCGCGAAAUGGAGCUUCUUUUGGAACGCAUAAAAGACUUCAGGUACCUCUACGACAAAAGUGAGCCGAACUUCAAGGAUACACAGAUGAAAGAAGCCAGGUGGGAAAUGAUCGGCAAGGAAUUCGGAAUGUCGGGAGCAACAUGUGAAAAGAAGUGGCGCAACGCGCGAGAUCACUGUGUGAAGAUACGGAACAAGCUAGCAUCUGCAUCCCGUAGUGGCAUGGCGGCGGCUGCGCUGCCGGCAGUGAAAUGGCCUUAUUUUGAGGUUGUUUCAAGUAUGUUGGGGCCAUUACCAUCGGGGUCGUAUAUUACGAAUGUUCGCCCCGAAAUGGUGCCACCCAGAAAUACUGGGGUUUCCUGUAGCCAGCCUUCCCGGCCACCUUCUCCUCCAAGUGCAACUGCACAGGAAACAGCUAGGGACCUGCUAGAGUCGAUGUACAAUGGGAGUUCAAGCAUCAGCACCUCUGCUGAUGAUUAUGAACCUUCUAGUCAUGCACACGAGGAGCACUGCAAUCAGGGGAUGCACGCCAGUGGUCAGUCCGUAUCAGCAAGCGGACAAAAGCGAAGAAGAACUGCUGCAGCUGCACAUGCACAAAGGAAAGAGAAGGCUACUGGUGACAUGGAUAUGGAUGACACAAUUCAGAAGACGCUGGAUGUCUGUGCAACGAAGUUGGAUAGUCUGCACCAGAAAGGGGACGACAUUUGCAUAAGCCACGGGAUAGCCAUUGGUUGGAGGCUCAAGGAGCUGCCUCGGCACCUGCGAACUGACGUGCUGCACAAAAUAGACACAGCAUUCUAUGAAGCGGAAAUGUCGUUGUACUCAACAAAUGUACGUGAAUAAAGACAUUAUUACUGGU